AGGCCACGCAUGCUUUGCCGUGCAGACAAAUCGUGCGCCACCACGUCGCGCCCCGCCCAAAAACGCUUUAUCUCCGCCUCGGCGCGCCGCUCUCGGCUCCACCCCGCCGCCCGCGGCCAUGGCGGUGCGACCGUGCCCCCAUCCCCUCCUCCUCUGCACCGCUUCGCCCUCGCUCCUCGCAGCGCCCGCUCUCCCCUACCGGGCGGCCGCUCGCCCGAUGGUCUCUCUCUGCUGUUCCCCCCUGCGCGCCGCUCCCUCGCUGCGGCGAAUAGGGGCCCCUCUGCCGUGCGCGGCCAAGCGUGGCGGUGGCAGCGGCGGCGAGGUAUCCUCGAGUGACGGGGAGGGCACGCGCCUGCUGCUUCAGGCUGCGCUGUGGGGCGCCGAGGCCGCCUACAUCAUCUGGCUCUUCCUGCUCCCGUACGCCCCGGGCGACCCGGUGUGGGCUAUCUCGCAAUCCACCAUCACCGACCUCGUUGGCCUCUCGCUCAACUUCUUCUUCAUCCUGCCCUUGAUCAAUGCCGCUGGAAUUCACCUGCUGGAAUCCCCCGUGCUUCACCCAAUGGCGGAAGGAUUGUUCAAUUUUGUGAUUGCCUGGACGCUGUUGUUUGCACCACUUCUCUUCACGGAUGCUAGGAGGGACCGGUAUAAGGGAUCACUCGACGUCUUGUGGGGCUUUCAGAUGUUCCUUACAAACACUUUCUUGAUUCCUUACAUGGCAAUCCGACUCAAUGAUCAUGACAAGGACCAGCCUCUACCGCAAGCAUCAAAAUUAGGUUCAGUUCUGGUGAAAGGCGCAUCAGUUGUAGGCAUAACUGGUGGUCUGGUCUGCAUUUUUUCCAUUGUUUGGGCAUUCUUCGGCCGUGCAGAUGCUGACUUUGGAGGGAUUUUGGACCGAUUGCAGUUUGCGCAGGAUUAUAUCUUAUCUGAGCGGCUUGCUUAUGCAUUUCUCUGGGACAUAUUGCUAUACUCGAUAUUCCAGCCAUGGUUGAUUGGUGACAAUCUUCAGAACAUGAAACCAAACACUACCGAGUUUGUGAAAGUAGCAAGGUUUCUUCCGGUUGUUGGCCUUGUGGCCUACCUCUUCUGCUUAGAAGAGAAAAAGGACUAGAUGUUAAUGUUAUGUUGUCUUGCUGUAAAUUCUUUCAUCAUAUGGAUUAUGUUACUACCGACUGGUAUGCAUUCGAAAGAAUUCUGCGCAUACUUGCAAUUUUUGCCCA
Molecule: messenger RNA, 1217 nt
Organism: Brachypodium distachyon (stiff brome)
Lineage: Eukaryota; Viridiplantae; Streptophyta; Magnoliopsida; Poales; Poaceae
Exons: 5
Coding region: 119-1108 (329 amino acids)
Source: RefSeq, a predicted model, not a curated record